CCAUAUCUCCCCAUAUCUCCCCCAUAUCUGCUCCAUAUCUCCCCCAUAUCUCGACUGCCUGCGUCGCGCGAGAAGAUCCAUAUCUCCCCAUAUCUCCCCCACAUCUGCUCCAUAUCUCCCCCAUAUCUGCUCCAUAUCUCCCCCAUAUCUCGACUGCCUGCGUCGCGCGAGAUGAUCCAUAUCUCCCCAUAUCUCCCCCAUAUCUGCUCCAUAUCUCCCCCAUAU
Emiliania huxleyi CCMP1516 is the source of this 225-nucleotide messenger RNA. RefSeq lists its product as hypothetical. Lineage: Eukaryota; Haptophyta; Isochrysidales; Noelaerhabdaceae. The transcript has a single exon. The record is from RefSeq and is a predicted model, not a curated record. The annotation marks the transcript as partial.